AUGAAGCUCGUCCGCUUCCUCAUGAAGCUCUCCAACGAGACGGUCACCAUCGAGCUCAAAAACGGCACGAUCGUCAGCGGCACAGUGGCGGGCGUCGACGUCUCGAUGAACACGCACUUGAAGCAUGUCAAAAUGACGCUCAAGGGCGAGCGAAACCCCCGCGCCGCCACCCUCGCCGCUUUUCCGCCACCACCCAUCCGCCCCCGCUGGCCUCCUCGCCGGCGCAACCCGGUGAGCCUGGACACGCUGUCGAUCCGCGGCUCCAACGUGCGCUAUUUCAUCCUUCCCGACUCACUCAACCUCGACACGCUUCUCGUCGACGACACGCCGAAGCUCGUGCAAAAGCGAGCGAGCGCGCCGGUCGGGCGCGGGCGAGGACGCGGGCGCGGGCGCGGGCGCGGGCGCGGGCGGUGA
Emiliania huxleyi CCMP1516 is the source of this 414-nucleotide messenger RNA. RefSeq lists its product as hypothetical. Bases 1 to 414 code for a protein of 137 amino acids. Gene Ontology annotation, biological process: RNA processing; spliceosomal snRNP assembly. The transcript has 4 exons. Gene Ontology annotation, cellular component: U12-type spliceosomal complex; spliceosomal tri-snRNP complex; catalytic step 2 spliceosome. The record is from RefSeq and is a predicted model, not a curated record. NCBI's taxonomy places the organism in Eukaryota, Haptophyta, Isochrysidales, Noelaerhabdaceae. Gene Ontology annotation, molecular function: RNA binding.